CCGCUUCAGUCUCCGUCUUUCUCCUUUAAAAACCCUAAACCCCGAGAAAAAUUCUACCUUUCUCAACUCCGAGGAUCGAAAUCGUCGAGAGGCGGCGAGGGAGGACUCGAAGAUGAUCAUCCCUGUUCGCUGCUUCACUUGCGGGAAGGUGAUUGGGAAUAAGUGGGAUACGUAUCUCGAUCUGCUGCAGGCGGAUUACACUGAGGGGGAUGCGCUCGAUGCACUGGGGCUGGUCCGUUACUGCUGCAGGCGAAUGCUGAUGACUCAUGUCGACCUCAUUGAGAAGCUCCUCAACUACAACACCCUGGAGAAGAAUGAACAAAGUUAGUGAGGAGAUGGUGCAGUUGCAUGGAGAUAAAGUGUGUGGUUUAAUAUUUAGCUGUCCAUGGUAUCAUUGUAACAGGCUUUAAGACUGGCUGGUGUCAUGUAAUAUAUCGUAUCGUGUUGUUUUUCUGGUAUUUGCUUCGGAUUUCAGUGAAUAUCUUCAGCUAAGAAGUAGAACUCAAAGGUUGAUGACAGCAUUAAUUUUCGAUUUGCCGGUACUUUGCUUAUGUGAA
Molecule: messenger RNA, 557 nt
Organism: Asparagus officinalis (garden asparagus)
Lineage: Eukaryota; Viridiplantae; Streptophyta; Magnoliopsida; Asparagales; Asparagaceae
Product: DNA-directed RNA polymerases I, II, and III subunit RPABC5-like
Exons: 4
Coding region: 113-328 (71 amino acids)
Biological process (GO): transcription by RNA polymerase II; tRNA transcription by RNA polymerase III; transcription by RNA polymerase I
Cellular component (GO): RNA polymerase III complex; RNA polymerase II, core complex; RNA polymerase I complex
Molecular function (GO): DNA-directed RNA polymerase activity; zinc ion binding; DNA binding
Source: RefSeq, a predicted model, not a curated record